AUGCUGUUCCGCUUCGGCGUGGUGCUGCCCGCCCGGGUGACGGAGGGCGGCGCGGAGCUGCUGCUGGCCGGGUCGCGGCCGGAGCUGGGCGAGUGGGACCCGCGGCGCGCCGUGCCCAUGAGGCGGGCGCGGCCGAGCGCCCCGCUGCCCGCCCAGGAGCCCGCGCUGUGGCUGGCCGAGGUGGCGCUGCCGGACGAGGACGCCGCCAGCCCCUUCUGGUACAAGUUCCUGCGGCGGGAGGGCGGCCACUUCCUCUGGGAAGGUAGUGGGCCCCAUCAUGAUCGAAGCUGUGUUUACAACCAGAGCAACAUAGUAGAUGGAGUUUACUGCCUCCCAAUAGCACACUGGAUUGAAGUCUCUGGACAUACUGAUGAGAUGAAACACACAACUGAUUUCUAUUUCAAUAUUGCAGGACAUCAAGCUAUCCAUUACUCCAGGAUUCUGCCAAACAUCUGGCUGGGAAGCUGUCCUCGGCAGCUGGAGCAUGUGACCAUCAAGCUGAAGCAUGAGCUGGGUGUCACAGCUGUGAUGAACUUCCAGACUGAAUCUGACAUUGUUCAAAAUUCCUGGGGCUGCAACCGCUACCCAGAACCCAUGAGCCCCGAAAUCCUCAUGAAACUGUAUAAGGAAGAAGGUCUUGCCUAUGUCUGGCUGCCAACUGCAGACAUGAGCACCGAAGGCAGAAUCCAGAUGUUGCCACAAGCGGUGUGCCUGCUGCACGGGCUGCUGCAGAACGGACACACUGUCUAUGUGCAUUGCAAUGCUGGCGUGGGCAGGUCCACGGCUGCUGUCAGCGGCUGGCUGAGGUACGUGCUGGGAUGGAGCCUGAGGAAGGUGCAGUACUUCUUGGCUGCCCGGAGACCAGCUGUCUACAUAGAUGAGGAAGCUCUGAAUCGUGCUGAAGAAGAUUUCUACCAGAAAUUUGGGCACCUUCGUUCCUCGUAUCAAAUACAAGAGUAGAAAAGCAGAAGAAGAAAAGGAAGGUGAAGAGGAAUCCUUACAUUUGAACCUCAAGGACUUAGAAAUUUCUGUGUCUCAGGCACCCACCUCAACUCUUCAGAUUAUAAACUUCUUGUAAAAGUGAUGAGAAUUUUGUUUAAAAAGUGCCUUAGAGGCUUUUAUUUGCUUUCCUUAAGCUGACAUGGUUCAUGUUUUCAAGCCUUUUGGUGCAAUUAUGAGACCUAGAAACUGCAAAGGGAAGCAAGAUUUUCUUUUAACUACUUGCCUAUAGGAGCUGAGGUUUAGGCUAGAAACUAAACAAGACGUGAGGUGAAAUAGAAUUGGCAAUAAAAAGUGAGAAGAAAAAAAUAUGAAUAUUGACUGGAUUAAGAUUCAGAUUAGGAUGGAGCAGAUCAUUAUCAAAGCUGCUCAGUUAUUUUAAGCAGAUAUUAGAUUGUUGCAGUGUUUUGUAGUAAUUCUGUAGACAAGUGGUAUUGAUGAGAAAGACCAGAAGGAAACUGGUUCUUCAACUCAGUGUUUAAAAACAAAAAGCUAAUGUCUAAUGCAGUGAACUAAGAUUUGCACUUUGUCCAUCUAGUUAAUGUUAAGUAUUAUGGGCUCCAGCUGAAUUCUUUCAUGACAUUGGGAUUAUGCUGGGCUGUGGCAUGGAGAGAGAACACAGCUCCAGCUGUGGCAGCCUUGCUUUGUCGUGGGGCAGGACCACUGCUUGUUACAUUAUCCUAGGCUGUGAGUUCUCUGAGAUGAAGCUGCAUUUUGCCCCUCUGGUCCAUGCAGUGCUGAACAGGGGCUCCCUUAGGUGCCAAGUCAGUCUGAGCAGUGACCACUGGGUAAGACAGGACCUAUAGGAAUUGUGUGAUAAGCAGAGUGCACGACUGGCACCUCAGCCUCUGGGCUGUUGACCCAGAUUAACAUUUCCAAUACAGCCAAAGCCUCUACUUGUGCAAGCAGUGGGUGCGUGCUGGGUUUAGCUCAUUGAAGCUAAUGCUGGGCUACCUCUGGGCUGAAUGAAGUCAAUAGAUUCCUCUCUAGGAGCAAAGAGCAACUCUGCAGAGGAUGGUUUCUCAGGAGCUCAGCCUCAGUGUUAGCUUUGUGGAUGCUCCCUAAUGUUUUCCAUUGCUGCUUGGUCCCUUAGCUAAACUAAGCACCAACAGCUUCCAGUCCCGCUCAGAUGAAACUAAUUUGAUAUAAAUUGAGUUCAAGAGAGAAGAGAGGAUGAAGGAUGCAUAAACAUUAAGAAACAUAAUUUCUAUAGGUUUAUUCUUCAGUGAAAUCUCAUUUUUUCCAGGCAACUUGUUCCUCUAAAGAUGCAGUCAGUGACAGAGUAGUUUAAGUAAUAAAUAUUGAUUUUCUGAAUGCUUAAUGGAGAAACUAUUGGAUAUGAGCUGUUUAUGGAGAAUGUCCAAAAUAAUAUAUUUUAUUUAUCCUAUACUUCAAUCAUCUUGAAAAGAAAAAUGUUCAUUUAAGUUAUUGUAUUUGUGGGUUUGACCAUGACUUUAUUUCUGAAUUUUUGAAAUAAUACUGCCUGUUUAGAAAAUGGAUGAGGAAAUAAAGACAAAAUGACUAUU
Molecule: messenger RNA, 2525 nt
Organism: Melospiza georgiana
Lineage: Eukaryota; Metazoa; Chordata; Aves; Passeriformes; Passerellidae
Gene: EPM2A
Product: EPM2A glucan phosphatase, laforin
Exons: 4
Coding region: 1-960 (319 amino acids)
Biological process (GO): protein dephosphorylation
Cellular component (GO): nucleus; cytoplasm
Molecular function (GO): protein tyrosine/serine/threonine phosphatase activity; protein tyrosine phosphatase activity; carbohydrate phosphatase activity
Source: RefSeq, a predicted model, not a curated record